AUGUCGACUGAUAAGAUCACUUUCUUGACCAACUGGCACGCGACGCCGUACCACGCCCCCCUGUACCUCGCGCAAGCCAAGGGAUUCUUCAAAGAAGAAGGCAUCAAGGUCGCCUUGCUCGAGCCCAAUGACCCGUCCGACGUGACGGAGAUCAUCGGCAGCGGCAAGGUCGACAUGGGCUUCAAAGCUAUGAUCCAUACCCUUGCGGCCAAAGCGCGCAACUUCCCCGUGACGUCCAUCGGCUCUCUCCUCGACGAGCCCUUCACCGGCCUCGUGUAUCUCAAGGGCAGCGGAAUCACCGAGGAUUUUCGCUCCCUGAAGGGAAAGAGAAUCGGCUAUGUAGGCGAGUUCGGCAAGAUCCAAAUCGACGAACUCACCAAAUACUACAACAUGACCACAUCCGACUAUACCGCCGUCCGCUGCGGCAUGAACAUAACCCGCGCCAUAACCUCCGGCACAAUCGACGCCGGCAUCGGCCUCGAAAACGUGCAAAUGGUGGAACUCUCCGAAUGGCUGGCCACGCAGAACCGGCCCCGCACAGACGUCCAAAUGCUCCGCAUCGACCAGCUCGCCGAGCUCGGCUGCUGCUGCUUCUGCUCGAUCCUGUACAUCGCAAACGACGCCUUCCUCGCGCGCAACGAGACGCAGGUGCGCGCUUUCAUGCGCGCCGUCAAGCGCGCUACAGACUACGUCCUCGCCGAGCCUGCUGCCGCGUACGAAGCGUACGUCGACGUCAAACCUGCUAUGGGCACCCCCGUAAACAGGAAGAUCUUUGAGCGCUCAUUCGCGUACUUCAGCCGCGAUCUGAAGAACGUGAACCGCGACUGGACGAAGGUUACUGCUUACGGCAAGAGACUGGGCAUUUUGGAUGAGACGUUCCAGCCGAAUUAUACUAAUCAGUAUUUGUCUUGGACGCUGGAUGGGGACUCGGCUGAUCCGACGGGUGAUCAGAAGCGGAUGGUGGAGUUGCAGGAGGAGGUUGCCGUGCAGGGUGGAUUUAAGAGGUUGGAGGUUGCGUCUUCUGCUUGA
Molecule: messenger RNA, 1029 nt
Organism: Aspergillus candidus
Lineage: Eukaryota; Fungi; Ascomycota; Eurotiomycetes; Eurotiales; Aspergillaceae
Product: NMT1/THI5 family protein
Exons: 4
Coding region: 1-1029 (342 amino acids)
Biological process (GO): thiamine biosynthetic process
Source: RefSeq, a predicted model, not a curated record